AUGUUGGAAGACUUCAAUCGCUUGUGCGGAUGCCGACUGUUUACUAUUGGAAUUUUUCUGCUCUUCGUCGAUCUUCUUGUGGUACUUUCGUGUUCGAGUUUUUCAGUGAUUUUUUUUUCUAUCCUUCGAGGUGUAGUUUUUCAUUGUUUUAGUGUGGUUAUAUUGGGAAAUUCAUUCGAGAAGUGCGAAUUUUAUCGACUUUGUGUGAUAUUCGUGUUUUUGUGUGGAACGUGGUUUUUUUUCGUGGUGUGAUUUUUAUCCCAGUGUUGCUGAUUAAUUUAUUUCACCCUGUUGUUUGGAUUUAUCAUUUUUUUGUGCGUGACUGGAAAACAAAUAGCUGCUGUUAAAUCGUAUGGAAGAAACAGUGGAAUGAAAUUGUACUCAGCAAUAAAGAACAACAGCAAUUCGACCCUCAACCUACUGUGGUCAAAUACUCCUUUGGAAACAUGUACAUAACCGCUGGAAGUUCUGAUAUAUUGUCGGUCUUCUUUAUCCAGUUGAUUAUUUCAGUUACUCCAAUUGUUGCCGAUGUCGGUAUACUUUUCGUAAAAUCUCCGGAACCGUUUGCUGGUCCGCUCCGGGACGACGUUUUUUUCGACUGCUCGUUAAACUUACCGGCGGAGGCGAUCAGAUGGCGUCAUGGUCGGAAAUAUAUUCAACAAAAUCGUACAACGUCUUCUCGAACAUCUACCACCAAUCAGCUUACUAUUAAAUUAGACGAUGAAACGCAGCUGGGAGAUUACCAGUGUGUGGCGUACUUUGGAGCUUCGGCGAUCGCCUCGGUGCCGGCUAAGCUGUCUCUGGCUGAGAUGAAACCUUUCCCUCACCAGCCGGAGAAACAUUACAAAGUGACCGCUGGAAACAUGGUGUCGAUAUUUUGCCCGCCUCCGGUGAGCAAUCCCAGCGCCGUGAUUCAAUAUUACCGCAAUGAUAAGAAAAUAUCGUCGCAGCAUUCUCGAAUUCUACCCACCUCGAGUAGUUUACUAUUGCAGAAUGUCUCGGAACAAGAUUCCGGCGUUUAUACAUGCUCGGCGACCAAUUACAUCACCAGCCAGACAUUCAAUGCGCCUUUCCGAGUCAUAUUGGAAGUAGUACCUAGUCGUUCGGUGCCUCAAUACCCGCCCAAGUUCUUAUCCUCUCCUCAGACUAAUUACGUAGUUCAAAGUGGCUCGAACGUGACAAUAGAAUGUGUAGCUGUUGGCGAGCCGCCACCUCGUGUUACUUGGUACAAAGCCGGCGUUACGCAGGCUCUGCCCAAAAAUCGUACAGAUUUGUUGGUCGGCGGUCUGCAUUUGAGGAAUAUUGUACCCGAAGAUACCGGAGAAUAUGUUUGUGAAAUGAAUAAUGGCGUUUCGCCGCCUCUGCAGCAUAAAGUCCUUUUACAUAUUCAUGAGGCUCCGGUCAUAUUGAAAGAACCGAAUAAAACGCAGGUCGAAGAACACGGUAACACCGAAUUAUCGUGCGAAGUUUCCGGUAACCCUAUUCCAACUGUUACGUGGACUUUGAACGCAGAACCUUUGACGAACGACGAAUACUUCACUAUUUCGAGUUCUAAGAUUACGAUACGAAAAGUUCAAAAGAUACAUGCCGGUAUAUAUCAGUGUUUUGCUCAGAAUAGUGUUGGAACCACGUAUGGUGCAGCUUGGCUACAAGUUAUUCCUAAACAGAUCAUAGCCAAUGGUACUGAUAUUUUCGAGCAGGAAGAAGGUUGGAACGAAGGUGGUCGUAACAAUCGAUCAGGAAUGCCAGGUAAUCACAACGGUCACCAUAAUGGUAAAAAGGAACGCCAAAGGAAGAAUAAAUCUAAACGAAAAUACAAAGAGAAUGAAAUCAUGGUACCGCCUACCAGACCUAACGUAACACGAUUAUCAGAUAGAUCUGUGAUGGUUCGAUGGCACGUGCCUCCGAAUAGCGGUCUGAAGAUAUUAUUUUUCAAAGUCCAAUACAAAGAAGUCAGCAAUAACGAUACCGGUAAAGGUAGAUCAGGCAAUAGUCGUUGGAUGACCAGUAAUGAAGAUAUACCACCUCAUAUUCGUUCCUAUGAAGUGGAUAGAUUAGAAACCAAUCGUUACUAUAAAUUCCGAGUAGCUGCGGUAUACGAGAACAACGACAAUAAAUUGAGUAAAAAUUCGAAUAAAUUCUUCCUCCACCAAGGAGUACCCACAGAUCGAAGUCGUUUCGGCGCACCUACGUUUAUAAAUUCCGAAGCUCUGUCUUCAACCAGUAUACAAAUCCAGUGGCAGUAUUCGAAUACCGCAUCAACUCCAGUCGAUGGCUUUUACGUGUAUUAUCGAGCGACAAGCAAUGCGGGCGAUUACAUAAAAGCCACCGUAGAAGGAGAAAAAACAAACUCCUUUGUCAUAACGCAUUUGCAACCUGAUACCUCAUACGAUAUUAAAAUUCAAUGCUUUACUGUCGGAGCGGCUUCUGACUUUAGUACAAUUAUUACUCGUAAAACUUUAGCUGAUCCAACGUCUACGACAACCGAAAAUGCUAGUCGGGGUGAUCUGAAGACACCUAAUGUUAGUAUUUUACCUGCUACAUCUUCCAGUACGUUCCAGUUGAUGCUUGUAUUCGGAGGUAUUCUUGGCGGCUUGGUGAUCAUAUUCAUGAUCUUCGUGUUGGUUUGCUUCCUUAAGCAAAGAUCGCCUAAUGAUCAUUCCAGUGAUGAAGAAAACACCCCCGACAAGAACACCGACAACAUAAUGACAAUCCAUCAAGUCGAACCGGUCACCAUGAACGGAUACGCUAAUCACAACAACCACAACAACCAUAAAAUAAUGAACGGCAGUUUAAAAUCGUGUACACGUAAUGGCUACAUCACACCUCACCCACCUAUCAACAUCACCAAUAAUCCACUGGCGCCGGAGUCCAAACACGAGAAAAAUACCAUGGAGAUGUCGUAUCUCUCCAGGCAUAAUAACAAUUGCCCUAUGGACGGCUGCGUCGAUUUAGACGGAGAUUGCGGUAGAGAGGUGAAGUUAAGCAUAGACCGGACUAAGUGGAAAUUAAGAGAACAAAGGCCCGGCGAAAAAUACGUAUAGUUUAAUUUUUUUUUUGAAAAAUGUUCCUCUUUUAUUGGUUAAAGUUUUUUUUUUUAAAUUGCGAUUAAAAUCGUAAAUCAUGGGAUCGCGUUCCAUGUCAAAAAACGUUUCUCAUUUUUGAUUCCUACCGUUGUACCUAUAUUGUAAUUAGAUAUUCGUUAUUAAUUAAGCUGUGUAAUGUGUACCUAGACGUUUUUUUUUUAUUAUUUUAUUUUAAUAUCGCUACUCUGUUCGAUGAGGUGCUAAAACCAUAAGGUGAUCGGUUCGAAAGUGUUUGUUUUUUUUAAGCCGGAGUAGGUGGAGCUGUGCCAAGUUGGACUUGGAUCAUGUUACUUUAUGCGUUGUGUCGUGUAUUACGUCGACGUUUGUGUUCAUUUUUAAUUUCUUUUCUUUCUUUUCUCUUUUAUUCGUUCGUAGAAUCGUUUUUAUAAUUUUUUUGUAUUUUUUUAUUCUGCGAGGCAAUCUUAUAAAUCAAUCCGCCGUUUUGUAAAGACUGAAUGAUAAUUUGUAACUACUUUUAUUCGACUAGCAUUACGCUUAUAAUUUUUUUUUCCCUCUUAAUGAUGCAUUUCAUUUCACAACAAUAGUCUAGAUGACCGUUCGUAUGUCGCGCGAUUUUUUUUAUUCACAAACGAUUAGUGCCAUAAGCGUUGCACUUUUUAGUUACGUAAUAUUACUUAGGUUUUAUUUUUCUGUGAGGUUUAUAUUCUUUCGUAUAUAAUUUGUAAUUUCUCUGUUUCUUUGUAUAGUUCUUCGGAAGUUGAAUAUUGUGAUCUUCAUUUGUGUGAUAUUUGUAUGUUAAGGUAUUUUGUAGAUAAAAAAUGUAUUACAAUUUUACAAACUAAUUUUUUCCAUGUAUAUGUAUAAUAUGUAGUACUUAUUAACUAAAUAAUGUGUGUGUUUUGAUUA
Planococcus citri (citrus mealybug) is the source of this 3953-nucleotide messenger RNA. RefSeq names its product interference hedgehog-like. The record is from RefSeq and is a predicted model, not a curated record. Gene Ontology annotation, molecular function: protein binding. Gene Ontology annotation, biological process: cell-cell adhesion. The transcript is spliced from 14 exons. Bases 447 to 3044 code for a protein of 865 amino acids. NCBI's taxonomy places the organism in Eukaryota, Metazoa, Arthropoda, Insecta, Hemiptera, Pseudococcidae.